UUCUCAUGCGCCGCAACAACAUCCGAACGUGGAGGACGUCAAGCAUGGACCACCUUCAUGGAAGAUUUAUCCUUGUUCAUAUAUUAACUUACUGUGUCAUUUCAGCCGAAAAGGCGUGUCCGGGCUUCUCGUGUGUAGGGGGCGGUUGUGUGUCCAGCACCUCUCUCUGUGACGGCUCUCCGGACUGUCCCGACGGCUCCGAUGAGUCGCAGCACAAUUGUGGAGGGCGUCGUUGUCAAGGCGACGAGUUUGCGUGCGGCGGCGGUCGCUGCGUCCCCCUGCGCCACCGCUGCGACGGCGCCGACCACUGCGGCGACGGCAGCGACGAGGCCUCCUGUCUCAACUGCACCUUGGACGCCUUCCGCUGCCCGCCGUCGGGGCCCUGCCUGCCCCGCGCCAAGCUGUGCGACGGACGGCCCGACUGCCCGGACGGGCGGGACGAGGGCGGCGUCUUGUGUCAUGCCCCGCCCCUCUCUUCGUCGUCGUCUUCUUCUUCUUCCUCUUCUUCAUCUUCAUCCCCUGCCAUCGCUUCGUGCGGCUCCUCAGAGUACGGAUGCGGCGACGGGUCGUGUGUGCCGUUGUCGUGGCGAUGCGACCGCUCCCCGGACUGCUGGGACGGUGCCGACGAACGGGACUGCGAUCAAGACGAGUGUGCGGUGGCCAACGGCGGCUGCUCCCACCAGUGCUUGGACCUGCCCAUGGGCUUCAUGUGUGCUUGCCCCAGCGGGAUGAGGUUGCUGCGGGACAACCAGUGUGAAGAAAUAGACCCGUGCCUGGAGCACGACCUCUGUGACCAGCUGUGUGUCUCCACCCGGGUUGGUGGAUCGGGGUGUGGGUGCAACGCCGGCUACCAGCUGGGCCCAGGAGCCGGGCAGUGCAGAGCCAACGGUGUCACGGCCCGGCUACUCUUAAGCACCUCCGAGGACGUCCGGUCGAUCGCGGUCCGCGGCAGGGCGGACAGAGACCGGACCAUGCGUACAACUAGCCCCGGCGCCAUGGCAACCUGUGUUGCUACGAACACACUCUACUGGGCACCGCAAGCAAAGGGAUCCAUAUUCCGGGUCUCCAUGGACACCUCCCCGUGGACCCCCAUCCUGGUCCUGAGAGGUCAGGGGUCGGUGUCGGCCCUGGCUGUCGAUUGGAUCCACCGGCAGCUUUACUGGAGCGACCAGCAGAAUGGGUCCGUCACUGUGGGGGCCCUGGACGGCCCGGAGCCACGGCCGCUCAUCGGGGGCCUUCGGCGGCCCACUGCCCUGGCGGUGGAGCCCUUCCUCGGACUUCUCUUCUGGGCAGAGAGCGGCGUCUUCCCCAAAAUCAGGAGAGCAGGCUUGGAUGGCCAAGACGUGGUGACCCUGGUGGCUUCCUCCAUCUCCAACCCGGUGGCUAUCUCCCUAGAUGUGCCCCGCCAACUGCUGUUCUGGGCGGACCAGGGCGCCCGGAGUGUCUCCCGCGUCGACCUGGCGGGCAGACACCGCAAGACCGUGCUGAAGGCCAAUGGCUACAUGGACCAGCUCUCUGGCCUGGCCGUGUUCGAGGGGCAGGUGUACUGGUCAGACAGAGGGAGUCGCUCCGUCUGCAGCAGGGACAAACACAACGGCAGCUCCUUCAGAGUGCUGCUGCAGACCUCCACUCCACCGGGGGCCCUGGUGGUCACCCACCCCCUCCUACAACCAACCGGCGUGCCGGUGGUCCCUCAAAGCCCAGCGGCGGAGGUGUUGCCUGACGCGACCUUCGCCUGGAUCCUUUCGCUCAUUGUGUUCCUGUGUGCGCUGCUGCUGGGCCUGAUGGCGUGCUGGUGGUGGAGGGUGGAGCUGAGGCCCCCAAGGACCCUCCAGCUGCAGACCGUGCUCCAUAAGGAGUCCCUGGACCCCCUCCUACAUGGAGCCCCCCUGGCCCCACACACAGGCACUGUCAAGGAGACGCUGUUCAAGGUGGACCAGGACACGGACUGACCUCGCCCGACGGCGGGUCGGGCGAAGCCCAUCCGGCCCCCACCCAGACGGAUCUCCUCCCCCCCCCCCCCCAGAGCACCUUCAGCUCAGCUCAAGAGCUCAACCCGGAGAGAUCUCCUCUGCCAGGCAGGGCGUAGGGUGGGCAGUUGUCUGUGUGUUCUUUGGUCCCUGUAUUAACCAAGCCCCUGGUUUGGAGGAAGAGACAAUGCAGGCCAGGGGUCACUGCCUAUCGUGGGGGAGAUGGGGGAGAGUCGCUCCGAAACGUACCCCAUUUCCUCUGCUUCCUUCCCCCCCCCCCCCCCCCCCCAACCUCCCAUGAACGUCGGCCAGUUGCCACCUCUGCUGGCGCUGAAGCACCAAGGUCAGUGAUGUGAUCUGUAGUGGCUGGCACUCCCGCUGGGAUAAGUCCUUCCUCUGUGUGGCACACUGUGCUGUACUUAUAGCCCUGUCUAGCCUGCUGCGCGCCAAAUCCUGCUGGCUACCUUCCAUGGUUGGGGAUUUAGGUCCAACGCCCGGACAUAGGAUAUAAACUGAUCUAUAUCGAGAAAAGUUCUUAUUUCUAUUUAUUUUUGCACUUAAACAGCCUUUAGUGGAGUAUUGGUUAACCUUUAUGGCCUAAUAGAUUGCUUUUUACUUUUUAGUUCAGUCCAAUUGAUUAGCUGACAGUCAAGGUUCUAGCUACAGUCUGAGUCGUUGUAAGGCUUUCCACCCAAGCACUGGCCUUCCACGACCUGCCUGCAGCAAUAAUCUAUGCAUUCGUUAACACUUGAAACGGUACACAACGCCUCGAUGCCUUCCACUCCCACCCCAAGGUUGAACAGUGAGGUACAACAGGCUGGUUAACUAGUAUUGAUGCAAAUCUUCCAUUUAUCUGUUGUGUCUGAUGUGUGUCAUGGAGUCUUAUGGGCUGAGACGUAACGUAGUGUAUAUAUUACAAGAGGAAGAUCUUUAUUUAUGUUUUUUAGUCCAUCGCAAGAUGAUGGUGUUGAAGACCCUUUAAGAGUUUUAUGUUAUGUUAUUAAAAUGAAAGGGGAUUGGUUGGUUUAGGCACAAUGCAUUUUUUUAUUUUAAGGAAUGUCCCCUUUUUGAAAAGAUUAGCCAAUAUCUUGUAUUUUCUGGGAUUGCAACCUGUGCUUUUGUACUUUGACUUCCGCUGAGGGUUGUAGUAGCUGCGGGCUAGAGAGCUGAUUGUUAAGUUAGCUAUUUAUUUGUCCGUGUUGGGUUGGUUUAUUUAUUUUGGGUGGCAUUGGCUCUCCUAUGACUUUGCAGUGUUAACCAGAGCUAGGGUUUAGACUACAUGGUGUAAUAAAGUGGUUUGAUUUGGA
Molecule: messenger RNA, 3277 nt
Organism: Gadus macrocephalus (Pacific cod)
Lineage: Eukaryota; Metazoa; Chordata; Actinopteri; Gadiformes; Gadidae
Product: low-density lipoprotein receptor-related protein 8-like
Exons: 14
Coding region: 6-1952 (648 amino acids)
Molecular function (GO): calcium ion binding; protein binding
Source: RefSeq, a predicted model, not a curated record